This is a messenger RNA of Striga hermonthica, 1137 nucleotides long. NCBI's taxonomy places the organism in Eukaryota, Viridiplantae, Streptophyta, Magnoliopsida, Lamiales, Orobanchaceae. The record is from the annotation of a GenBank genome assembly.
AUGGUUUCAAGUUUGCACUAUCUAACUCAUCUACAUAAUUUUCAACAGGUUCGUUAUGGUGACGAGUAUCCUAAAUUCUUCAUCUAUUGGACUGCUGAUGCUUAUCAGGGAACAGGUUGUUAUAAUUUGGAGUGCUCAGGCUUUGUUCAAACCAGCCAAAACAUCGUACCUGGAGCUGCAAUUCGGCAAUAUUCAACUUAUAAUGGCCCACAAUAUAACAUUACUUUAUCUGUUGAAAAGAGUCCUAAAGAUGGGCAUUGGUGGCUAAAAUAUAACGAGGAUGAAGUUGGUUAUUGGCCAAAAGAAAUAUUUACAAAUGAACUCAAAGAUCAUGCAAAGGACGUGGAAUUUGGGGGUGAAAUUGUAGAUAGCAGAAGUUCGAGGGCCCAUACAACAACACAAAUGGGGAGUGGCCAUUUUCCAGACGAAGGCUAUGGGAAAGCAGCUUAUAUACGAAACAUAGAAGUGCUUGAUGAAAAUUACGAAAUAGCCCCCGCAACAGAACUCGAAUAUGUCCCUCCUGAGAAACCGAAUUGUUAUUGGGCAGGAAGUGGGUCCCCCAGUGAAACUUGGGACACUAAAUCGACCCCUGAAGAAUCCCUCAGCCCAAAAAAGCCGACCCCUCCACUGCCUACUGGCCUAGCUAAGUCGGGUCCCACGCAUCGAGAUACCCCAAAAAGUCAAUUCUCCCCGAAGCCCAAACUCCAUAAAGCUCCACGACGUCGCAUUAUCGAGCCGACUAACACCACUAGCAACUCGGUUCCAACGACAAACGCACCAGGAUCCCGCGCCAGAAAGGGGAGAGAGCACAUCCGAAGAAGAAGCAUCUCUAGCCGCUUCGGCAGGAAGCUAAGAGACGCCGAAGCCGCACCCGACCCAUUCCUGCAGCACCUCACCUCGCCCAAAACCCCCCGCAGCAACACAACACCGCAGUGGACAACAAAAAGCAACAGUGGCGGAACAACACCGCCGAACCAAAGCACUGGAGCCGCACCAAACCUCUGCACCGAAGCGACAGGGCUCCAGCAUCGCCGCACCACAAUACCAUCGCCGAACCACCGCACCGGCCAAGCGAGGAUUUGGGCGAAAAAUAGUCAAUUUCGCAUCAAGGCUGACGAGAGAGGGCCGAGUGGCUAG